AUGUUAGCCGCAGCAACGACGUCCCUCUUUGGGAAAUCGUCAUCCCUCUCAGCAUACACCAUCCACACGACCCCGACCUCCACUCCGAGCUCGUCGUCCUUGAACUUGGCAUCUACACAAGGACAACCAUCUAAACGGAAACCGCUCUCGGUGGGAUUAUGGAAAGUCCUGAGUGGGACGCAUAAGACGACUGGGAAGGAUGUCAGCGUGUGGAUCUUCGAGAAACGGGUGAUUGACGGGGUCAGGAGUCCGCAGCUCAAGGAGAUUGUCCUGGAGACGUUACGGAAAGAGGCUCAAUCGUUGACCAAGCUACGACAUCCAGACCUCCUCCAGAUCACCGAACCGUUAGAAGAGACCCGGUCAGAACUCACGUUCGUCACCGAGGCCAUCACAGGCAGCUUAAGCGGGAUCUUGAGGGACUUGUCGGAGAAUGUACAUGGUCCCGGGUCGGACCGCAAUCGAGGCGGAAGUGCGGGUUUGGAGGUGGAUGAGGUCGAGAUUCAGAAAGGGGUCUUGCAGGUCUCGAGAGCUUUGUCGUUUUUGCAUAAUCAGGCCAAGCUGGUGCAUCUGAACAUCAAUCCGGAUGCUAUCCUUAUCAACACGAAGGGAGAUUGGAAACUCUCAGGACUCACCCACAUCACCCCGAUCCCUUCAUCGUCGUCGUCAGCGAAUCAACAGAAAUACGUCUACCCAGAGGUGGAUAACCGGAUACCGAGCCAGGUCCAGUGGAAGUUGGAUUAUCUCGCCCCGGAGUAUAUCAUCGACGGACCUGGGAGUUGGGGAACAGGGGUGGACGUUUAUAGUCUGGGCUGUCUGUUGUUCGCAGUGCAUUUGGGUGGGAAGCCGCCAUUCAGGAAUAACGGCUCGAUACAGACUGCGACGACGCAUCUGGAACAGGAUCUUGUUCAGGGGUCAUGGCGGGGAGGUAGAAGAUGGCAAGAGGCGGGGGACGAAGUGCGAGACCUGUUACCCAAGCUGAUCACACGGCAUGCUCAACCACGUUUAUCCCUCCCGACCUUGCAAUCACAUUCGUAUUUUUCCUCCCUGGCGAUAUCGACACUCAACUUUUUGGACCCCUCAAACUUCGCCAGUAAACCGAGAGAGGAGAAGGCGUCGUUCUUGAAGGGGCUCUUAAGGGUGUUACCCGGGUUCUCGGAUAGGCUGAAGAGGAGGAAAAUCUUGCCUAGUCUGCUUGACGAGAUGAAAGACGUCUACCUCCUGCCGUUCUUGCUUCCCGACGUCUUUGAGAUCUGCAAGACCUUGACCAAUGACGAAUUCGCCGAGGUCUUGCCUAGGGUCCAGCCGCUGUUCGACCUCAAGGAUUCGGCCCAGACGAUGUUGAUGUUGAUCGAGAGCAUACCGAUGUUUGCGCAAAAGACUUCGCCAGAGGUUUUCAGGAAGAGCGUAAUGCCCCUGAUCUACCACGCGUUGGAGUCGGAACAUUCCAACGUGCAGGAAAAGGUUCUAGGCGCGAUCCCGUCGCUAUGUGAUAAUUUGGACUAUUCGACCUUGCAGGAUAUACUCUUGGUCAAAGUCGCAAUCGUCUUCACCAAGACUACGCUUCUCUCUGUAAAAGUGGAAACUCUGCGCUGUUUCCUGGCCAUGGUCACCAUUCUAGACAAGGCUGUCCUCACGCAAAAGCUGGUUCCAUUACUGGCUAAGAUCAGGACCAAGGAACCGUCGGUCAUGAUGGCAACUCUCGCUGUACACGAGGCCAUGGGAAUGAAAGUCGACCGAGAAGCGGUAGCGGGUCUCGUCCUGCCGCAACUUUGGGCUAUGUCAAUGGGACCACUUUUGAGCGUUGACCAGUUUGGGAAAUUCAUGAGCGUGAUUAAAUCCCUCGGCAACCGCGUCGAAAGGGAACACUUGGAACACCUCCGAGCUAUACGUAGAGCGGAUGAGCAGACGUCCACCUUUGCCGGAGCAUCUGCUACCGCGCCAGGAUUCAGCAUGAACGGGGGCGGCGAGGUCGACUUUGAAGCUCUGGUCGGAUCGAAAGGGACCACUGGAGGUUCGAACGGGGCUGCAAACGGUUCUCGAGGUGUGCAGGGGCUGUCAUUGGAUGACCCGUGGGAUCGCACCGAUGACUGGUUGGCGUCUGCCCCAGCGACGAGCAGCACACGGCCUGCCGUCAACUAUACUCCUACCCACGCGCCGACAACGCCUACCGCAUGUGGUCGCUUGAAAGCACGUCCCGUGCCGGCAUCCACUUUUAAUACUGCUGCCUUCGCUGCCGAGCCCGCCGUAUCGAGACCAAACAACGCUAUGGGGUCGAUGAACGGAAUCAUGCAGAGUACGCCUGCCCUGCCUCCGCCGCAGGUUCAGAUGACGCGAGCACCUCUCUCGCCACGACCAGCCGGACCGAAUUACAACAUAAGUUUAGCACCGCAAGCGCCAACGACAUCGGUAUUCGGAGCCGCUCCCUCUUUGAGUAUGGGUACGAGCAUGAUGGCAUCGAAACCGAUGGCGAUGAACACGACACCAUCAACAGCUGCCCCGCCAGGCUGGACCAAUUCAGGGGGGAUGGGUAUGGGCGGUGUACUACAACCUACAAGGAAAAUCGAGCAAGCCUCGAACAAGAAGACGUUCAACGAUGCCGAUUGGGGAGACUUUGAUCCGCUCAAGUAG
Messenger RNA from Filobasidium floriforme, 2628 nucleotides. RefSeq names its product kinase-like domain-containing protein. Bases 1 to 2628 code for a protein of 875 amino acids. The transcript is spliced from 15 exons. The record is from RefSeq and is a predicted model, not a curated record. Lineage: Eukaryota; Fungi; Basidiomycota; Tremellomycetes; Filobasidiales; Filobasidiaceae. Gene Ontology annotation, biological process: protein phosphorylation. Gene Ontology annotation, molecular function: ATP binding; protein kinase activity.